Molecule: messenger RNA, 2880 nt
Organism: Carassius carassius (crucian carp)
Lineage: Eukaryota; Metazoa; Chordata; Actinopteri; Cypriniformes; Cyprinidae
Product: putative palmitoyltransferase ZDHHC13
Exons: 17
Coding region: 135-2069 (644 amino acids)
Biological process (GO): protein palmitoylation
Cellular component (GO): Golgi membrane
Molecular function (GO): palmitoyltransferase activity; protein binding
Source: RefSeq, a predicted model, not a curated record
AAAACGGCCAAUCAGAGCACAGAGUUUCUCACUCGUAUCCAGGAAGUGGAAGUUGCGUCGGACGCACGCCCGUCUUCAGUUUCUGUCAGUGUAAAUUCUUCAAGAUCAAUCUGGGAUAACCUCGCACAGAAGUGAUGGACUGGUCAGAAGGAGACGGAGGCCACUCCCACGGUCACAUGGGUGACAGUUGUCAUGGACACGGAGGUGGCCACUCCCACAGCCACGGUCACGGAGGACCUGGAUCUGGCGGUUUCAUGCCCGGUGGCUUCCACGGCCAGCUGGUCCCGGGACCUCUUGAUCCAACGCAGCAGCCGAGGAAGGCCUUGCACCCGGAGGACAGCAGUUCCUGGGAUAUCAUCAAAGCCACACAGUUUGGUGCUCUUGAGAGGUGUAAAGAGCUUAUCGAGGCUGGUUAUGACGUCAGGCAGCCGGACAAAGAGAACGUUACACUGCUCCAUUGGGCCGCCAUCAAUAAUCGAGCAGAUAUGGUCAAAUACUACAUUUCUAAAGGUGCUGUCAUUGACCAACUAGGCGGCGACCUGAAUUCAACACCACUCCACUGGGCCAUACGACAGGGUCAUUUGUCUAUGGUCAUUCAGCUGAUGCGAUAUGGAGCCGACCCGUCAUUAGCGGAUAGUGAAGGGUAUCGGGGUCUUCAUCUGGCUGUGCUCUUCCAGCAUAUGCCCAUCGCUGCAUACCUUAUGGCCAAAGGACAGGAAGUGGAUUCCCCGGACGUAAAUGGGCAGACUCCGCUGAUGUUGGCAGCACAAAAAAUCAUCGGACCUGAGCCUACAAACUUCCUGAUAAAGUGUAACGCUUCAGUGAAUGCGGUUGAUAAAUUGAACAGAAACUCACCUCUGCACUGCGCUGUGCUGGCCGGGAACGUCGAUUCGGUCCACAUCCUGCUGGAGGCUGGAGCCAGCAUUGACCUGGAGAAUGCCAAUGGUCACACUGCCAUUGACCUGGCGCACCAGGUGCACAGCCCUCUGCUCGUUCACACACUCAGUGUGGUGAAGACAGAACGAAUGAAAGCCAACUCCUCGUGUCUCAAACUGUUCAACAGAUACAAGGUCUUUCUGCUGUGUGUCUUCAGUGUUGUUGUGGUGGGAGCCAUCGGUUCUAUAUUAGACAUGAAGACAGAGUCCUGGUUAUUGAAGGGUGUGCUGCUGGUCUGCGCCACAGCUGUGAUCAACCUCACUUCAAGGCAGCUGGCGACUGUGGCGGUGCGGUCUUUGAUUCCCUCCACAGGUCUCAUGGCUUCUGUCUUCUGGAUGGUGGUCACCUGGGUCCUGUGGUUUCUGCCUGAUAUCCCGAGCGCUACGGUUCAGAUGCUCUUCACAGUCAACAUCACAGCCUUACUGUAUUACUACCUCCGCUCCUGCAGGACAGACCCUGGCAUCAUCAAAGCAACUGAGGAGGAGAAGAAGAAGAAUAUCGUGGUCCUGGCAGAGGCGGGCUGUCUGGAUCCCAGGAUAUUUUGCACCUCUUGUAUGAUGAGAAAGCCAAUGAGAGCUAAUCACUGCUUUUCCUGUAAUGCCUGUGUCGCUAAACAGGACCACCACUCCAUUUGGAUCAACGGCUGCAUUGGGGCGAGAAAUCACCCAUACUUUGUGCUUUUCCUGGUUGCUCUGAGCUUUUUGUGCAUGUGGAUGUUCUAUGGCAGUAUCACGUACUGGUCCAAACACUGUCCGCUGCACUACACAGAGGAGGGCGUCUGGGGGGCGAUGACCGCUCUGAUGGGCUGCUCGCCCUGGGUGCUCUACAUCUUCUGCUUUGCUUUCUUAAACGCUUCCUGGGCCUUCAUCCUGCUUUUGGUGCAGCUCUACCAGAUCACGUUCCUCGGGCUGACGACGGCCGAGAGAGCGAACCUGAUGCACAGACAGAGAAAACUCCCUCAAGCCUCCUCUCUCAGACAAAACCCGUUCAAUCUUGGAGUGGUGAGGAACCUGGUGAACUUCUUCCAGUGGCGCUGCUGUGGUCUCUGUAAGCCAGUGGUGCUGGACUGGACUCAACAGUAUCCCAUGGGUCUCAGAGACCAUCCCAUGUUCAGCGGUGCUGAUGCUGUUUGACCCCCAGCGAUCAGUCACCCUCUCAGGGAGAGCAACGUCCCCAGUUAUGAAGCCAUUGGUUUGAUUUGAAUGCCUUUUUAGUGAAGGAAAUGAGGAACUGACUGAAUGCUCGUUUAGAUAAUCUUUUGUUCUGUUUGCAAGAACAUCCACCUUUUCUAUUUGAGCGAAUAUAUAUAUAUAUAUAUAUAUAAGUGCUGUGCGUUCAAGGUUCGAUUUUGCCUUGCAGCUUAAGUUGUACAUAAGGAUGAAUACAUGUUUAUAAGCAUACUGCUAUAUUUUGAACAGAAAUAUUUUGUAAGGUACGGUAAGAUGACGUUUUGGUUUUUAAGUCCUUUUACAGGAAGUGACCACUAUAUGUAUACUCUUCGUGAAAAGAUUUGUAAAUCAGAGCAAUUUUAUUUCUAGAAAAAUAGCAAAUUUAGUAGCUGAUCUUGAACACAGAAUCAGAUUUCUUGCCAUUUUGAGAACCGUAAAUCCCUUGAUGUGUCAAAAUGCAUUUGAAAUGACUUUAUGCGACUUUCAGAUGUAGUACAGCCACAGCAUUAUACAUGCAGAACGAUUCAUGAUUAAUAGAUUUCAUGAGCUAUUAGUAUUGUUACCUUUCAUCAUUAAUGUUUUCAAAGGCAGUUGUUCUUUUAUGUAUGCCUUAAAUAAAAACUGUAGUACAGGGCCUUUGUCUGAUAGCAUCAGCUUGCUCCUUAUCUCAAUUCUCAAUUCUAUUCUUUCUAGUUUAUUGCGCAGUAUGUCAUUGUAAAGGAAAAGUGCUGUUUUUGAUCCUGUUUUUUGCUUUGGAAUAAAUCAGAAGAAUUUU